GAUCUAACAGCUGUCAAUUGUCUCUCGGUCGUCCACACGUGCGUACGCGUCUGGCUGCAAAAGCGCCAGCAGUAAGAUCUGUUCCCCAGCUCGACGGGCUGGAACAAUUUGUUUCCAAUAGUGUGAGUGGGUGUGCGUGUGUGUGUGCAUGAAUCUUUUCUAAUCCACUAUCGAAAAAAUAAAAUCCAAUCCCAGUUGGCGGUCAUUAGUGUCGUACGACUACCAGCCAGUUGUUAAGCGUGUUUAAGUUUGGCGCAUUAUUGCAGUGAACACUACAUUGAAGAGUUUCUAAAAUCUCUCACGAAAAUAAAUAAACAGCAGUGAGCCGCUGUUUUGGUUAGUGAGCAAGUGUUUUUCGUAUCAUUUCGUUCAACACGGCACUUGUGGACUUUUGAACAACAAUGCCUGCAGAAAAGCGUACCAGUCAACCACGGAUCGUGCGAACGUACGAGUUCCCGACGAAGCCAGAAAAGCAAACGCUCGGACAGUAUCUCUACAAUUCGCAGGAUGGCAAAAUUCUUGGCCGGACGGCCAAAAACUGGGCGCAACUUAUGCUGUUCUAUGCCUGCUUCUACAUUGUGCUGGCGGCACUCUUUGCCAUAUGCAUGCAGGGACUUCUGGUCACGUUAAACCAUCAGCACCCGAAAUGGCAGCUGGAUGAGUCUCGUAUCGGUACCAACCCCGGUGUCAGUUAUCGUCCCCAGCCGGAAGAUGCAGAAGGUCCCAACUCUAUUCAGUAUAUAGCGGCCAACAAAACGGACGUUACGGGGUGGGUCAACUUGAUCAACGAAUUUCUUGCACCUUACGCGGACCAUACACUACUACCCGGCGGUGGCAAGAAUCAGGUGAUCUGUGAUUUCAACACACCACCAUCGAGCGGAAAUGUGUGUGCGUUUGAUGUGAAGAAUCUUGGCGCUUGCACGGCAUCGUCAGGAUACGGAUACAGCCGUUCGGCGCCCUGCAUUUUCAUUAAGCUCAACCGAAUUUAUGGCUGGCAACCCGAAUUCUAUGAAGAUGUGGAUGAUCUUCCCACCGACAUGCCCGAUAAUCUGGUAUCGCACAUUCGUUCGCUUUCUCCACCCGAACGUCGCCAGGUGUGGCUAUCGUGCAAGGAACUAACCAACAGCGACGAAGACCUGCUCGGACCGAUCGAAUAUAUGCCGAGCCAAGGUUUCCCAGCGUACUACUACCCGUACAUGAACGUCGAAGGCUAUCUGAGCCCACUGGUGGCGGUACAUCUUGCCAGACCAAAGCCAAAAACGACCAUCAACAUCGAGUGUCGUGCCUGGGCGAAAAAUAUUGUGUUCCGUGGGGGAAGCCGCGAUCGAACGGGUUCGGUGCAGAUAUCGCUGCGUAUCGAUUAGAUAGCGAUGCGGUUGAAUCCCAACGAGCAUGGCAUUGGGAGGACAUAACGCGAAACAUCAGUACCUUCCCCUAUGUGACAAUGUCGAAUGUCGUUGUUGUUGGAUUGUUUUUUUUUUUUGCUUUGAUUCGUGAUUCAGAGCGUUGGAUCAAAAUCAAACAACCGGAUGAUGAUUCUGUUGAACGGCAUAAUAUGAAAUUAAAUCGAUCGCACAAGAAGCAUACAACAGACAAAACAAUCAUCCGCCAACCAUCCGUGCUAUGAACGAGUUUACUUAAACGUUUUAGUCAAGUGAGAUAAUAAAAGUAAAAUAUGGAAAUAAA
This is a messenger RNA of Anopheles funestus (African malaria mosquito), 1686 nucleotides long. RefSeq names its product sodium/potassium-transporting ATPase subunit beta-1-like. NCBI's taxonomy places the organism in Eukaryota, Metazoa, Arthropoda, Insecta, Diptera, Culicidae. Gene Ontology annotation, cellular component: sodium:potassium-exchanging ATPase complex. The record is from RefSeq and is a predicted model, not a curated record. Gene Ontology annotation, biological process: intracellular sodium ion homeostasis; sodium ion export across plasma membrane; intracellular potassium ion homeostasis. The transcript has 6 exons. Gene Ontology annotation, molecular function: ATPase activator activity. The coding region runs from base 402 to 1364 and encodes 320 amino acids.